AUGAGUCUACCGAAUCUGCUUGCCCCUUUUGCAGUGCCAAUGCGCAGCUCAACCUAUCUCCUCCUUCUACUCUAUGGCAAUAUAGAGACAAUCAUGAGUCAUGAUAGUACAGGAAGCUUUCACACGGUGCACCACCUUAACGCAAAAAGCAAUUUUGGCCAAUUAACCACAUUCUGGGAUCAACUGAUGGGUACAUAUCUGGAUCCCUUCUUUUAUUUUCAGAAGCAUAACAAGGGCAGAGAUCGAUCAAGAGUCUCCAUCUAA
This is a messenger RNA of Penicillium soppii, 264 nucleotides long. RefSeq names its product sterol delta 5-6-desaturase ERG3. NCBI's taxonomy places the organism in Eukaryota, Fungi, Ascomycota, Eurotiomycetes, Eurotiales, Aspergillaceae. The record is from RefSeq and is a predicted model, not a curated record. Bases 1 to 264 code for a protein of 87 amino acids. The transcript has 2 exons.